AUGCUUGAAGACGAAUUACCCGACAAACUUCGUUCUGAUCAUGAAGAAUACGCAGACGAGGUUAUUCUAACUACACUAUCUGAACCUGUCACAUAUGACGAUGAUAAAGGCAUCAAGGGGUUGUUGAAUUCCCCGUAUGUUUUUGGUGCAGCUUUGCUCGCCUCAUUCGGUGGCUUCUCCUUUGGAUAUGACCAAGGCGUCAUCUCCCUCAUUCUGGUCAUGCCCCAAUUCCGCACCCAAUACCCCGAAACCUCUCCCGACAAUCCCAGCUAUGGCUUCCACACAGGCUUCAUGACCGGCAUGCUCGAACUCGGCGCCUUCAUCGGCUGUCUCUUCUUGCCAUAUCUCGCAGACCGCAUGUCCCGGAAAUGGAGUCUGAGUGUAGCCACUGUCUUCUUCGUCGUGGGCGCAGUCAUUCAAACUGCGGCGCCAAAUUAUGAUGCACUCGUUGCGGGUCGGUUUAUCGGGGGUAUUGGCGUGGGGACGUUGGCGAUGGGCGCGCCGUUGUAUAUUUCUGAGAUUGCACCCCCGACGAGACGAGGAUCGUUGUUGGUGCUCGAGUCGAUUAGUAUUGUUAUUGGGGCGAUUGUGGCGUAUUGGAUUACGUAUGGGACGAGAUCCAUAUCCGGAGACUGGGCAUUCAGACUCCCAUUCCUACUCCAGAUAUUCCCCGCUCUGAUGGUAGGCUGCGGUAUCCAUUUCUUCCCCUUCUCGCCCCGAUGGCUGGCGAUGCGAGGACGGAAUGAAGAAAGUUUGUCUGCACUCGCAGAGCUGAGAAAGCGUCCUGAAGACGACAAUCACGUCCAGCUCGAAUGGAAGGGAAUUCUAUCCGAGGUCCGAUUUCAGAAGGAGUUGGUUGACCGUGAAUAUCCAAAUUCGCACCCGUUCAUGGUGGAACUCAAGCAGUGGGGGUCGCUGUUUCAGCCAAAGUAUUUUCGGAGGACGUUGAUUGCGUUGGCUAUUCCGUUUUUUCAACAGUUCUCCGGAAUCAACGCAUUCGUAUACUAUGCCCCCACCUUCUUCGGAGCCCUGGGCCAAAGCGACGAAACAUCACUUAUUCUGUCCGGAAUGGUGAAUAUCUGCCAACUCGUUGCGGGAAUACCCAUCGUCUUUUAUCUGGAUCGCGUGGGAAGACGUCCGCUAGCGAUAAUCGGUGGAGUGGCUAUGGCAGUUCCUCAUCUCAUCAUGGCUGGGCUUAUGGGAAAGUUCAGCGACAGCUGGCCGUCACAUCAGGGUGUGGGGUGGUUUUGCGUGGCGCUUAUCUACAUAUACGUCCUCGCGUACGCUGCCUCGUAUGGCCCUCUCCCGUGGGUGUUGCCGUCCGAAGUCUUCCCGAGUUCCAAGCGGGCAAAAGGAGUCGGUGCCGCCACGGCCGUGAUCUGGAUAUCGAAUUUCAUCAUUGGGUUUGUCGUUCCCGAAAUGAUCAUCUCUAUUGGAUGGGGCACGUUUCUCUUCUUCGGACUGUUUUGUGUUGCUGCGGCUGUAUUCUCGUUUAUCUUCGUUCCCGAGACGUCGGGCAAGUCGUUGGAACAGAUAGCGGACGUUUUUGGGGAUAAACUGGGUGAUGGAGAGAAAGAGUUGCGGAAUCGGGUUGCCAGAGAGGUUUGGGCUGAUCCAUGGGGGAGUGCGAUGGGCGUUUGAUUGCUGUGUGUAUGAAGGGAGAUGUAGAUGAAAUGAAGAUGCAAGUAGUAAAUGUGAAAUACAUGCAUUAUAGUACACUAAUUCUUCUAUGCAAUCAUUAUUCAUAAGGAAACGUCAUAUCAUAAACAAACAAAUGAAAAAAUCACCACAUUCGGCGAGUCGGGAUAAAAUUCUGCGAAUCCUUCUCCUGCUGGCUGAAUGAUUCGGGGAAUGCUGCGAUUCCACCGAUGAUGCCGAUCGCCAUAAAGGCGAGCGAGAUGAAGGACCAGAUGACGCCCCAGCACUGAGAGGAUCCGCCGUACUUCUGGGCGAAGACGCUGGCGUCGGAUGUGUUGACUUUGCGGAGAAUGAGAUCGUCGCACUGUGACUGUUAGUUUGGAUAUAAAAAACUGUUGGGCGGAUGGCUUACAAUAUCCCAAACACUGUAGAGAGCGGACAUGACACCAAUAAAGAGCACCACCCAUCGCAACGCCUCUCCAUGGGCAAUAA
This is a messenger RNA of Aspergillus wentii DTO 134E9, 2130 nucleotides long. Its product is annotated as sugar porter family MFS transporter. Lineage: Eukaryota; Fungi; Ascomycota; Eurotiomycetes; Eurotiales; Aspergillaceae. The transcript is spliced from 5 exons. Gene Ontology annotation, biological process: carbohydrate transport; transmembrane transport. Bases 1 to 1641 code for a protein of 546 amino acids. The record is from RefSeq and is a predicted model, not a curated record. Gene Ontology annotation, molecular function: carbohydrate:proton symporter activity. Gene Ontology annotation, cellular component: membrane.